Messenger RNA from Hippopotamus amphibius kiboko, 5385 nucleotides. RefSeq names its product transmembrane O-mannosyltransferase targeting cadherins 2 (gene TMTC2). NCBI's taxonomy places the organism in Eukaryota, Metazoa, Chordata, Mammalia, Artiodactyla, Hippopotamidae. Gene Ontology annotation, biological process: protein O-linked glycosylation via mannose. Gene Ontology annotation, cellular component: endoplasmic reticulum membrane. The record is from RefSeq and is a predicted model, not a curated record. The transcript has 12 exons. The coding region runs from base 49 to 2559 and encodes 836 amino acids. Gene Ontology annotation, molecular function: protein binding; mannosyltransferase activity.
CUGCUGCCUUUGCGCUGGGAGCCGAGCCGGAGGGAAGGCGGUGGAGAGAUGAUUGCAGAGUUGGUGAGCAGCGCUCUGGGGCUCGCCUUGUAUCUCAACACCCUGAGUGCGGAUUUCUGCUACGAUGACAGCCGUGCUAUCAAGACGAAUCAGGACCUUCUCCCAGAAACCCCAUGGACCCACAUUUUCUACAACGAUUUUUGGGGGACUCUGCUGACCCACAGUGGGAGCCACAAGUCCUACCGGCCACUCUGCACACUUUCUUUCCGCCUGAAUCAUGCCAUUGGAGGGCUGAAUCCCUGGAGCUACCAUCUCGUCAAUGUGUUACUGCACGCGGCUGUCACUGGUCUCUUUACGAGCUUCUCUAAGAUCCUGCUUGGGGACGGAUACUGGACCUUCAUGGCUGGCUUGAUGUUCGCCUCUCACCCCAUACACACGGAGGCGGUGGCAGGAAUUGUGGGCCGGGCUGAUGUGGGGGCCAGUCUCUUCUUCCUUCUCUCCUUGCUGUGCUACAUGAAACACUGUUCUACAAGAGGCUCCUCUGCCAGGACCUGGGGCUGGUUCCUGGGGACAGGACUGUGCGCCGGAUGCAGCAUGUUGUGGAAGGAACAAGGAGUGACAGUCCUGGCGGUUUCAGCCAUUUAUGACGUCUUUGUCUUUCACAGGCUGAAAAUGAAACAGAUCUUGCCCACCAUUUACAAAAGGAAGAACUUGUCUCUGUUUCUCAGCAUCAGUUUGUUAACUUUCUGGGGAACUUCCCUUUUGGGUGCCCGUUUAUACUGGAUGGGAAACAAACCACCAAGCUUUUCCAAUUCUGACAACCCAGCUGCUGAUUCGGAUAGUCUCCUGGCUCGCACGCUCACCUUCUUCUACUUGCCAACCAAGAACCUUUGGCUGUUGCUAUGCCCAGAUACCCUCAGUUUUGAUUGGUCAAUGGACGCUGUGCCUCUGCUCAAAACAAUUUGUGAUUGGAGAAACCUACACACUGUGGCCUUCUAUACUGGACUCCUCCUCCUUGCCUACUAUGGUUUGAAGAGCCCAAGCGUAGAAAGAGAAUGCAAUGGGAAAUUUGUAACAAAUGGCAAGCAGAAUGCAAAUGGACAUAGCUGCCAUUCAGAGGUGGAGUACCGGAACUCAGAGAUUAAGCCCAGCUUUGCAUCCAAAGUAGAAAAUGGCAUUAAAAAUAAUGCGUCACAGAGAACACAGCUUCCUUCUACGGAGAACAUUGUUGUUUUGUCUUUAUCUUUGUUAAUAAUACCCUUUGUUCCUGCCACGAACCUGUUUUUCUAUGUUGGCUUUGUAAUUGCAGAGCGAGUAUUGUAUAUUCCUAGUAUGGGCUUCUGCCUCCUCAUUACAGUGGGUGCCAGAGCCCUUUAUGUCAAAGUCCAAAAGCGCUUUCUCAAGAGCUUGAUUUUUUAUGCUACAGCUACGUUAAUUGUUUUCUAUGGACUCAAGACAGCCAUCAGGAACGGAGACUGGCAGAAUGAGGAAAUGCUGUAUAGGUCAGGGAUAAAAGUAAACCCAGCUAAAGCGUGGGGUAACCUUGGAAAUGUUCUCAAGAGUCAGAGCAAAAUUUCUGAAGCUGAAAGCGCCUAUAGAAACGCUUUGUAUUACCGAAGCAACAUGGCUGACAUGCUUUAUAACUUAGGGUUACUUCUACAAGAGAACAGCAGGUUUGCAGAAGCACUACAUUAUUAUAAAUUGGCGAUUGGGAGCAGACCUACACUGGCUUCUGCAUAUUUAAACACCGGUAUUAUUCUAAUGAACCAAGGAAAGACAGAAGAAGCCCGACGCACAUUCCUGAAGUGUUCUGAAAUCCCUGACGAAAACCUAAAGGACCCUCAUGCCCAUAAGAGCUCAGUUACCAGCUGUCUGUACAACCUGGGGAAACUCUAUCAUGAGCAGGGACACUAUGAGGAUGCCCUUAGUGUGUACAAGGAAGCAAUUCAGAAAAUGCCAAGGCAGUUUGCCCCACAGAGCUUGUACAACAUGAUGGGUGAAGCGUACAUGCGAUUAAGCAAGCUCCCUGAAGCAGAGCACUGGUAUAUGGAAUCAUUGAGAUCCAAGACCGACCACAUCCCUGCUCAUCUCACCUAUGGGAAACUGCUUGCUCUAACAGGUCGUAAGAGUGAGGCUGAAAAGUUCUUCUUGAAGGCCAUUGAGCUGGACCCCACCAGAGGAAACUGUUACAUGCAUUAUGGUCAGUUUCUUCUCGAAGAAGCUCGCCUCAUAGAAGCAGCUGAGAUGGCAAAAAAAGCAGCUGAACUGGACAGCACGGAGUUUGAUGUGGUCUUCAAUGCUGCCCACAUGCUCAGGCAGGCUAGCCUCAACGAAGCAGCUGAGAAGUAUUAUGAUCUGGCGGCCAGGCUGAGGCCUGAUUAUCCGGCUGCUCUGAUGAACUUGGGAGCCAUCCUGCACCUCAAUGGUCGACUCCAGAAGGCGGAGGCCAACUACCUGCGGGCCCUGCAGCUCAAGCCGGAUGACGUCAUCACGCAGUCCAAUCUCCGCAAACUCUGGAACAUCAUGGAAAAGCAAGGCUUAAAGACUUCCAGGACCUGACACAGGAGGGCCGUACCUCAUCCUCCUCCAUAUUUGAAAGCAGGCUUCAUUAACAAACAGAACUUCCCAGCAGUGCCAUGACAAGAGCUAGUUUGGACUUCAAGACCGGGGACAGAGGUCACUGAGGUCACCACCACUUCUGGGAGUAUCCACUUUGCUGUGGGCACAGCCCUUAACACCAAAAAAGGGGGAACAUUGGAAACCUCCUGCAGGAUGUAAUUGUUACCCAUAGAACUGUAAACCAGAGCACUUAAAACAGAAUCUUUCGGCAUUCUUAAAGGGGGGGAGGGGGUGUAACUUUCAAAGUUUGUUCAAUUUUUGAAAACUAAUUUAGAGAUUAUACUGUUCCUUAAACACUGUGAGAGGAAGUCAGAGUGUCUGUUCAGCCACGGUAAACUGUUAAGGUCAAGUGUUCACGGUGUCGUGGGGAUCCUGGGGAGCUGGUGGUUGUCUUGACCCUGCUGUCUUCCCUCUCUGGGACACCUGCUUAUCAAUGUCUAAAACUAAGAAAACUUUCUUUUUUUUUUCCAAUACUGUGUCAGGAUCUGUCAGAGUCUACAUUUGUUUCCCCGACUAGCGCACAUAACGUUUUAGGACGUUAGCUGUCACCGUCAUUUGGGCAUCCUUUGCUUUUCAUGUUCUCAAAAGGGUAUACAGAAGAGAGCAAACCAUGUUUCUCACUGGUGUGGUAGGAGGGGCUGGGGAGGCUUUAUACGUUCCAGGCAGGCAUUUUUUUUUUUUUUUUUAACUCUUUAUUGGAAUAUAAUUGCUUUACACUCUUGUACCAGCUUUUGAGGUACACCAAAGUGAGUCAGCUGUAUUUAUACAUAUAUCCCCAUAUCCCCUCCCUCCCGGGACUCCCUCCUGCUCUCCCUGUCCUGGCCCUCUAAGGCAUCACCCCUCAUCAGGUUGAUCUCCCUUUGUUAUACAGCAACUUCCCACUAGCUAUCUGUUUUACAGUUGGUAGUGUAUCUAUGUCUAUGCUACUCUCUCACUUUGUCCCAGCUUGCCCUUCGCCUCCCGCGCCCCCCACCAACCCCGUGUCCUCCAGUCCGUUCUCCAAGCAGGCAUUUCUUCCUGACGUCACCAACGUUUUCCCCACACUGCCUACAAUUCAUUGUAUUAAUUCUUAGGCUUUUGAAAUUGCCUUUUAAAAUGGCUACUCCUGGUUAAUGCUCAUGCUUAUAUAAGGGAGUAAAUCAAAGGAAGCCUAAGAAAUGUUCUAGUUCCAAUAACUAACCCGCAGCUAUUUGACAAAAGGGAAGAUGCUUUGUGCCUUCCAGAUGUUGCUGGGUUAAAAAAUAAAUUCUGCGCGAGGGUGUAUGAUGAUGGUUGCUGACGAUUUUACAUUUUGGAAAGAGUUGGUAUGAGAUGCUAAUCACUUUCUAAUAAGUACCUAAACAGCAGUGCUGAUAAGUUUUUGAGGAAUUAUUUUUAAUCAUACUUUGUUCUUCCCAAAAGACAUAAAAAAUGACUUAUUUUAAGCUCCACUAGACUAUAGCAUUAGCCCACGUGUUUCUAGGUCUCCUGCCAAGUGCUUUUCAUAGUUGAAAACUAUUUUUCACUAGCAAAUUUGGCAUUUUAUUUCAUUACCUAUUAGUAACCACUUCAGUGAUCAUUUCACAAGUAAAAGACUCUAAAUGAAGUAGAGAGCAACAUUUAUUGCAUAUUUUUUGACUUGCAGUCAAACUUUGCUACUAAAAAUUAACUUUGUAAAAAAAACAAUCCACUCUCAACUUCUUCCUAGAAAAAGUAGCUAUACGAUACCCUAUAUAUUUAUUUAUUUAUUAUUCUACCAUAGCAAAAUAACAAAACUUGAUUCAUUGAACCAGUUCUUUGCAACAUAAAAUUAGCUUUUUCCCUGUCCUUUCACACUCUGUGUAUAUAUGGUCAGCAUCCCCAGUUAAGGGAAGCUGGACAUGCAAAUAGAUCAUAUUAUGUUUUCUUCAUAUUUUAUAUGUUUUGCUGCAUAUCUGGAUACGAUGGGAUGAAUAAUUUAAAGUAGUGUUCCUAUGGCAUUAGUGUUUUGAUAAGAAGGGCAAUGUAGUGAGAGAGAUUUGUUGAUGGUGUUAAAAGAAGGCCCUCCUAAUGUGUAUAUCAUUUGGUAAACUUUUCAUUGAAGGGCCAAAAGUUAAAUUAUAAUUAAGUCACUGUGUUUUCAGAAUAUUUAACGUUUAACAACAACAAACCCGUGGUCAAACCAAAAGCGUGGGUUCGAGUAUAUUUUUCAUCUUCUAGUGCAUUGGCAAUUGCAAAAAAACAAAAAAAAGGAAGAAAGAAAAAGAAAGGAAAAAAAAGAAUUUAAUAUAAAGAUAUAGAGGUGAAUUCAGUGUCUAACAUUUUUAUUUAUUUAAAUAGUUAUUGACUAUGAUGACUUCCUAGUCUUAACGUUUUGUGUCUUUUUAUUGUUAUUGUUCUUCCUUUCACACACUUGGUUCUUGAUAGGUUUGCUGAUUGCACAGUAGAGGCACUUCAUGUUGACCCAGUUCCCAAGUAGCAUUAAUAAUUGGGCCUGUGUCAUAAAAUGCAUGGAUCAUUAAUAACUAAAUGUCCCUGACACCUUUCACUACAGGGCUGGGUUUAGUAACUGACCAACCUGGGGGGAGGGUUGAGGGGGUCUAUAGAACAUGGUCAAAAAAUGUCUCCGCUCAGGGAUUUAUGGUGGAUUAUUGCAGACAGUGCUAAAAAUGUAGAGCACAAGUUUACUAAAUUAAAAUUUUAUUUUUUGAGAAACUGUUAUUUGUAUAAAUUAUCAAGAUUUGUAGGCUUUCCUUUUGUAGAAAUAAUUGUUUUAUGUGCCAGAGAAUUUCAAUUUUGUUUUCAACA